AGCAGCAGCAGCACCUACAGCAGAAGCUGCAGCAGCAGCCGCCGCCGCCACAGCCACAGCCGCGGCAGAACAAUAACACCAAUUAACACCAAGUGGUGGCUGAGAGAAUAGAAGGAAUCCAGACUGGGAGAGAGAGAGAGAGGCAGUCAGGCAACUAGGCAAGCAAGCAACCCACCCAGCAGUCAGGCAGGCAGGAAGGAAGGGACUGGCUGGAGCCAUGGCCGGAGACAGUGAUCAGACCCUUCAGAACCACCAGCAAACCAACGGAGGGGAGCCUUUUCUGAUCGGCGUCAGCGGAGGCACAGCCAGCGGCAAAUCCUCAGUGUGCUCCAAAAUUGUGCAGCUGCUGGGGCAGAAUGAGGUGGAUUAUCACCAGAAGCAGGUGGUAAUCCUGAGUCAGGACAGCUUCUACCGGGUGCUGACCAUGGAACAGAAGGCUAAAGCCCUCAAGGGCCAGUUCAACUUUGAUCACCCAGAUGCCUUCGACAAUGAGCUCAUCUUCAAAACCCUCAAAGAAAUUACAGAAGGAAAGACCGUUCAGAUUCCUGUGUAUGACUUCGUCUCCCAUUCCCGGAAAGAGGAGACAGUGACUGUGUAUCCUGCUGAUGUGGUGCUCUUUGAAGGGAUCCUUGCUUUCUAUAGCCAGGAGGUCCGAGAUCUUUUCCAGAUGAAGCUCUUUGUGGACACAGAUGCAGAUACUCGACUCUCCCGUAGAGUGUUAAGGGACAUCAGUGAAAGAGGGAGGGACCUCGAACAGAUCUUAUCUCAGUACAUUACGUUUGUCAAACCUGCCUUUGAGGAAUUCUGCUUGCCAACCAAGAAAUAUGCUGAUGUGAUUAUUCCCAGAGGUGUGGAUAAUAUAGUGGCCAUUAACCUCAUCGUGCAACACAUCCAAGACAUCCUGAAUGGGGGACUUACCAAGCGCCAAACCAACUGCCUCAACGGUUACACCCCAUCUCGUAAGAGGCAGGCAUCGGAGUCAAGCAGCCGGCCACACUGACCCUCCUCUGCUCGACUCUUCGUCCUUGCCCCUGAACCCUACCCCUUAUUCACCUAGGAGACAAAGGAGGAAGGGCGAGGAGGCACCACUGAUCUGUGUAUAUAGUGUUUCCAGUGACAUGACUGUAUGUAAGAAAACACCCAUGAAGAUGAAAUGCCUUUGAUUUUUGUACUUUGGAACGGGCAGGAUGAAAAUGGAAGCUGACCUGAGUUUUAAGUGAUAAACUGUGCCAAGAGCUACCGGUGAUGCUGAAUUACGAGUCCAUCGUGUAACCAGUUAUAAAUAUAUACAUAUAUAUAUAAAAAUCUAUUUUUGUGUAAAUGUAGAAUAAUGUAAAGCUGUUUGCCGUGAGUAUUUUCCAAGGGGAUAUUGUGAGAGCUUGUGCUUGUAUUUUCUGGGGUAGGUGCUUUAGCCCUGGCAGAGGGCGUUUAUUUCUUACAUUUCCAGAUAGGAUAAGCCAGUAGUUCAAGCAUCUGUCAAGGAGGAGUGGUGCAGGGGGAAGGACAGCUAAAAUGUCUUGAGUGCUGGUGGAUUUCUAGAAAGGAUUAGCUUCUGACAUUCCUCCCCAUCCCCCCCCCAGUGCUACUCUCUUCUGACAGAUGCCAUUUUCUGGGGCUGGUCUUUAAGGAUAGGAAAGGUGAGAGAGGAACUCUGUCUUUGUUUUACUUGGGAAGGAGGGAAGACCCCAAACUCAUACUCAGGGAAGGAAGUGCCCUGCAGAAGAGAGUAAGUUUUGAAUGUUCUCUUUGCCCUCUUCUUUCCCCACAUCCAGUUAAGUCUGUAUAUCCCCUUUUUUUUCCUUUCUUGAUUGUCUCAGACAGUCUAAGGGUGCCUCUGGUUCCUACUAGAAUAAGUAGAAAUUUUAUGAAGUUGCUGUCAUCACAGAAACAUGCAAAAUGGAACAGGAGGGAGUUUGCCAGUAUUGUGAGGACCUCUCUACAUACUGGCUUUAGAUGGUACCUGGAAAGAAUCUAGUAAUUGCCCUUGGGAUUUCCCCUACCCUGUUGUUGAACAGCAAUCGAAGGGUCUGGUCUUCAGUAUAUUUCCUUUCUGAUCAGAGGUUCUGGCUCUCAGACCCCCACCAUGUGGCCAAUUAUCCCAGUGAUAGGGAGAAUCAGUCCCAGAUGCUUAUGGUAUUCCCUCCUCUGAUAGAGGGGUUUGUUUUCUCUCUCCUCCCCCCAAAAAACACAACAAAAUGGAUGCACAUUUAGUAAAAUGAGCUUGAUCCCCAUCCCAUCAGUGAUUUUCAUUUGCAAUGUGACAACCAGGAUAAAACUGCUGUUACCUCAGAGAAAGGAACAGCUCCAUCCUGUGCCUUAGAGGUGCUAGAAGGAGGGGACUGUAUAUUUUCAUCUUGAGUAAUGAACUCCCUCUUAGUUACAGAGAGGUAAACCCCAGCCAGACCCCUAGUAACAUCUUCCUUCCUGGGAGAUUUCUAGAUGACUUCUGGGGGUAGGAAGGAGGAAGAAAAUAUCAGAACUACUGGAUUCAUGAGAUGUGAUUUUAAAGUAAUAUGACUGAUUUAAUUUAAUUUUUUUUUAUAUAGUUGCCAAAUAGUCUCAAUCUAGAAUUUAUGUGAUUCUUCUAAGUAAUUGACAGAGAUAGGGGAUAGACUGUUCAAACAUUUUGGGAACUCUACAAGUGUCCUUCAGGGUCUUAAUAUUACAGUCACAAAACAAAACCAGUCUCAUCACUUGGCAACAACUUUUCUUUUAACCCCAUUUGGCGUCAUCUGACUCAGUCUGCCCCUUCUUAUUCACCAGACUUCGUUCCAAGGGACUUGGAUGCUUCUCCACUGAACCUAUCUCCAAGGACAAAGCUUUGGUAGUUCUCAAAAGGUGCCACCUUUUAAAAAGGGAAAAAAAAAUUCUCCAGAGAGAAUGGCUCUCUGAAGGCAGUUCAAGAGAGAGGAGUUCCCAGAAUGUUUUAAGCCAUGAAAGUGUCAUUGAUUCAUUGUGUCACUCUCCGGAUGUGUACCCUUUGAAAGAGAACCCACAUGCCUUUGUAUGUGGAAGUUCUGGAAUCAUUUUUUAGUAUUCGGUCACAUUCCUUUUUAAUCACACCUCAAAGAGCUCUGAGGCAUGGGGAAUGGGAGGACAAAACAGGGCCAGGAGCCUCCGGACAGGCCCUUAACCCAAGGUGGGGGCAGCCUUUAUCCAUGGGAAGUGUCUGUCUCAGAGCGUUUUUGCCUUGCAGCCGGUACCAUGCUCAACUUUACUUGAAGCUCCCAGGUGCCAAACCAUUUAGUGCCUUGGCUGCCUAUCCCACUGCCUUGUAAGACAGAUUCUUCUGUUGUCACCUCCUCUUCCCCUUAGUUGCUUCUUCAUCUUGUGGUAUUGGGACCAAGGCCAUCCCCUGAGCAGGUUCUCCGCUCCAACUAACCCCACUCAGCCCCUAGUCUCUCCUUCCACUGCUGCUCUACCCUCCAUCAGUUUGAUAACAGUCUUGGACCUUUCACUGACAGAUUCAACUGACAGGCAAAGGAGGCUGGGUGGUAUUUCCCAGGGUUGACUAGGAUCUAAAGUGGGUCUCUCCAAAACUACAGCACAGAGCAGGGAUUGCCACACUGGAAGAAAAGGAGAAAUUCAGGCAUAUGAUCCAGGUGCCAGAAAAGGCACCAUCAUUUUUAGGCAUGGCAAAUUCCUUCACUGAGAUUCUGUUGCCCUCAUGUGCCCCUGUGCAGAUGAUUCUGAAGAUGAGCUCAAUGGAGGAUUCCUUCAGAUUCACCACUAGAAGGGGCCAAGUUUCUACCUUGAAACUCGGGACUUGCAGUAUGGUAGCCAGCAUUAUAUAAUGUGAUGGCAGUCUGGCUUCCCCCUAAUCACUAAAUCAGAGAACUCCUGCCUCCUCUAUUCUUCAUAACUCACUUAAGACAAGGAAAGAUGAAAUGUGGGGCAAGGAUGCUAGGAGAACUAGUGGAUGCUAUUGGAAAUGUAGUUGGUCCAGCUCAUAGAGGCUGUAGUUGACUGUGGGCCAGAAGAGGGUAAAGGUGGCAGUUGUGCUCACAAAGUACUACCAAAAGUUUACUCUAGCUAUCUGUUCUGUGGUAGGGGUGGUUAAUCAUGGAGAGCACUUCUCUCCCCCCCCCCCCCCCCCCCAUUGAAUUCUAGGUCAGACAGUUGCCUAGGUCAAAACUGAGAACAACUUUCUUUGCUGGAUCAAGUUUGGCAUAAGAGCCUCUUCUUAAGGAGAUGAGUGGGUUAAUUUCAUAGGAUUUAUGGCUCUGAGUUUGGAUGGGAAAUUAAGACUCCUUAAAUUCAUUCAGCGUCAUAUAAAUAAGCAAUCUCUUGGUGUGCUUUCUUGGAACUCUCUUGGCCUGGCAGCAAAGACUACAGUUAAUGGGAGCUUAGGAACACAUGUUCUUCUGUGUCCUACAGCCCCCACCUCACCUUCCACAUAUCAAAUCUUCCAGUCCCCAAAAUGGAUUAAAUAUAUUUUAGCCCACGAAUACUACACUGAGUUCAUAAAGAUUGGACCCAAUAGAUGCGUACCAUUCUUUCUUGACCCUUCUAAUUUUUUUCUUUGGAUCUAGUAGGCAUAGCAUACUUUAUUAGCUGGAAUGGUAGCAAACAGAUUUUAAGCAGGAGAGAAAGCUGCUGAGGCUAACUGAAAACUUGGUGUUCCCUUUAUCUAUCAGUGAGAAUCACUUUCCUCUGUAUCAGGCAAAUAUUUAAAAAUUGCCCUUGCUAAUUCAAGAUCUCUCUGCCUUUAUGGAUAUGAGAGGAAGAGACAGUGGCUACCAGUAUUGCCUCAGGAGUAGGUUUGGUUUGUUGGUAAGGGAUUAGAUUUUUUUGUUUUUUUGUUUUAAGUUUAUACAUUUGCCUUUUCUGUUUAUUAGUGAUGAAAUACUCUUGCCUAUGCAUAUUCUGUCCUUCCCUGUAAAUAAAGAUGGAACCAAAAGGAUGCAACCCUUUCCUUUGCCUUUAUAUUUGUCAUGUUCAGAGAAGAAAUGGUUAAAUCUGGUGUGAGUGUGAGGUGACCUUAGCAGGCCUCUGUUUAUGCAGUGCUCUUAAGAUCUAAUGGAACUCUGGAACCUAAGCUCUCUAGAAAAGGAGGACAUAUCCUUCUGAAAUGUCAUCUCCCUUAAGAACAUCACAAAUUUGUAAAGAGCUUUUGCAGACAUCUUCUUUGAGCCCCAGGAUAACCUUUAGAAGCAGGCAGAGUGAGAUGUGUCCCCUUCAACAAAGAGCAAUCUGAGAAUCAAUGAUAUUAAGGGGCUUUUUCAAUUCCACACAGCUGCUAAAUGGGAAGAAGCCAUUUCUUCCUAUUUUUGGUCUAGUUUUCCAUGUCUAAUCCAUUCUAGCCUCCUAUAAAUCAUUCACUUUGCCUUUGAUUUUCAAACCUGAACUUCUGCUGGAACCACAGGAUUCAUUUUUAUUAGUUGAGAUAAUUCUUAAUUUCUGGUGUUCCCACACUCUGGUCUUAUGGACAAGAGGUAAGGAGAAGAAAUUAAUUUAUUCAGGUGCUAAUUUAAUCAAGCGUUAGGGGGUCAGGGCAAUUUAAAUGAGAACCAUGAGCUUUAGGUUCAAGCAGAUAUUCUUAAUCUGGGGGUCUGUGUA
Molecule: messenger RNA, 5559 nt
Organism: Sarcophilus harrisii (Tasmanian devil)
Lineage: Eukaryota; Metazoa; Chordata; Mammalia; Dasyuromorphia; Dasyuridae
Gene: UCK2
Product: uridine-cytidine kinase 2
Exons: 7
Coding region: 218-1000 (260 amino acids)
Cellular component (GO): cytoplasm; cytosol
Molecular function (GO): kinase activity; ATP binding
Source: RefSeq, a predicted model, not a curated record